UUUGGCUGCCGCGAGGUCAGGGGGCUUUUGUGUUUUUUACGCUUAAACAUUGCCAGCCCACGGGAAAAGAAAUCCAUCCCAAAACCGCUCAUCUCCUCUUCCUCCCCUGUUUCUCCCUUCCUCUCUCCGUCCCCGUUCCCCAACCUCCCAAAUCCUAACCCAACCUUUGUUUGUCCCGGCUUAUUGGGAUUCCGUGGCUGUUUCCUUGACUGAGGAGCGGCGGAGGACGGAUCGGGCCCGGGAAUUCGCCUUCUUCUUGCCCGGAUUUGGUGAAGAAGGCGGCGAGGGGUCUCGAUCUACGAUGGGAUCCAAUGCGAUCGAGGACUACUGGAUCGAUGCCGGAGGGUCGGAUGGUGAAUUGCGCUGCGCGCUGGAGAGCUUCUGUGAGAUGGCUCCGACCGCAGGAGUGGGGAUUGAAGAGGCCUACAGAGAUGUUUGCGGGCUUGAGCAGACUAGCUCGAGGAAGAGGAUAAGAGAUGAAUCAUGUGCAGGACCCAAGUCUAAAGCAUGCCGUGAGAAGAUGCGGCGUGAUAAGCUAAAUGAUAGGUUUUUGGAAUUAAGUUCCAUCCUUGAUCCUGGUAGGCCUCCUAAGUUUGAGAAAUCCAGUAUUCUAAGUGAUGCAGCUCGUCUAUUGGUACAGUUGAGAAGUGAAGCACAGCAACUUAAGGAAUCAAAUGAAAAGCUUCAAGAAGCAAUUAAAGAUCUAAAGGUGGAGAAGAAUGAACUUCGAGAGGAGAAGAUGAAGUUGAAGGCAGAUAAGGAGAGAUUAGACCAACAAGUCAAGGCCAUGAGUGUGCCUCCAGCAGGAUUUAUGCCCCAUCCAAUUGCAUUCCAUCCUGCUACUGCCACUGCUGCAUUUGCUCCACAUGGUCACACCCCGGCAAACAAAGUUGCCCCAUUUACUGCCUUCCCUGGUGUAGCCAUGUGGCAAUGGUUGCCUCCUGCAGUCGUGGAUACCACACAAGACACCAAGCUUUGGCCUCCCAAUGCAUAGACACUCAAAAUGCAGCAACCGCAUCUUUUUGCUGACCCUUCUUUUAUUAAAAUUCACUUAUGCUGAAUUUAAGUGUAUAUAGUCUGAUUGGAGCACAUGUGGUCCGCUUCUGGUGUGGUUAUUAUGCGGCAAUGCUAAAGGGUUGCCUGACAUUUUGACUGAUUUAUGAAUUUGCAAGGAUUGUGCUUGUUUGAGUAUUUCGAAACCCAAUAUAGUACAUUGUGUUUCA
Messenger RNA from Elaeis guineensis (African oil palm), 1223 nucleotides. Its product is annotated as transcription factor bHLH115. The record is from RefSeq and is a predicted model, not a curated record. Gene Ontology annotation, molecular function: DNA-binding transcription factor activity; protein dimerization activity. NCBI's taxonomy places the organism in Eukaryota, Viridiplantae, Streptophyta, Magnoliopsida, Arecales, Arecaceae. Gene Ontology annotation, biological process: intracellular iron ion homeostasis; regulation of DNA-templated transcription.